Molecule: messenger RNA, 2091 nt
Organism: Gymnogyps californianus (California condor)
Lineage: Eukaryota; Metazoa; Chordata; Aves; Accipitriformes; Cathartidae
Gene: OMD
Product: osteomodulin
Exons: 3
Coding region: 62-1315 (417 amino acids)
Molecular function (GO): protein binding
Source: RefSeq, a predicted model, not a curated record
GCAUCAAACACCACUAUGAAGCACAGGAAAUUAGCAUUUGAUACAACAUACAACUUUAAAUAUGGGGAUUCUGAGCCAGCUAUCAAUCAUUCACCUCCUCUGGGCUGCUAUGGUCUUUUGUCAAUAUGAAGACUAUGAUUUUGAGAAUGAAUAUGAUGAGGAGCCAGAUCAUCAACAUCCACAUUAUAUUAAUCCAAAUACACAAGCUGAAGUUCCUCGCUUUCCUUUUCCAGUUGAGUGCGCCAGAGAAUGCUUUUGUCCACCAGCUUUUCCGUUAUCAAUGUACUGUGAUCAUCGUAAACUUAAGACAAUACCAAAUAUCCCUAGUCACGUCCAACAACUUUAUCUGCAAAACGAUGAUAUUGAAGCUGUACCUGCAGGACCAUUCACUAAUGCUACCUUCUUAAGAGAAAUUAACCUCAGCCACAACAAAAUUAAAUUUCAUAUGAUUGACCAUGGUGUUUUUGCCAAACUUUCAAACUUACUGCAACUCCAUUUACAACAUAAUGAAUUAGAAGAAUUUCCAUUCCCACUCCCCAGCUCUCUAGAGAGACUCCUCCUUGGUUUCAAUAAGAUUUCUCGGUUAUCUGGAAAUGCAUUGGAAGGAUUACCUAAUAUAACCAUGCUUGACCUUUGCAGUAACUUUCUUGAUGACUCAGUACUCAAAGGAAAACCCUUUUCAAACAUGAAAAAUUUAAUGCAGCUCAACUUAUGCAACAACAAAUUACAGACUAUGCCUCCUGAUCUACCAUCGUCACUUAUGUAUCUCUCUCUUGAAAAUAACUCAAUUUCUUAUAUUCCAGAAAACUAUUUCAACAGACUUCCAAAAAUCAUUGCUCUAAGAAUGUCCCACAAUAACCUGCAGAACAUUGCACGCAACACCUUUAAUCUACCCAAUCUUCUAGAACUUAAUCUUGGACAUAACAAAUUGAAACAAGUAUUCUAUAUUCCAAGAAGUUUGCAGCAUUUGUAUAUUGAAGGCAAUGACAUCGAAAUCAUAAAUGUUACUUUGAUGUGUCCAUCUAUUGAUCCAAUGAACACCAACCAAUUAACCUAUAUACGGGUGGACCAAAAUAAGCUUACAAUUCCAAUAAGCACAUAUGCAUUCUUUUGCUUCCCUCACAUUCGAACCAUUUAUUAUGGUGAACAAAAUGUUAAUGUCAACAAGUCAACUCAGCUAAGAACACCAGUGUUUCGACGAUUUUUAACACCAGAAGAAUACCAUGAAGCAGAAGACGAUCACGAAACACAUGAUCAUGAAACCGAAGAAGAACAUGAAGCAGAAGACAACUACUUUCAUCCUUACUUUCAGUGAAGUAAUCAUUGGUAAUGAGUAUAUACAGAAACUUUUUCUUAGUUGUGGGGUAUUCAUAUCCAUUUUAGAACAGCUGGAUAGUUUGGGAUAUUUAAGAUACAUCUGUAAAGUGGAGAUAGGAUUUUAGUGUAGGUAAAUGUCCUAUUAUUGACGUAGUAAAAAACAUAACACUGGGAGCAAAGAGCACUCACCUCAGCAGUAGACAGCAGUCUGAUAUAUAACCUGGGUUGAUGAUGGACUUAUCCUUGGGUGAGCAGCCUAAGUUGAAGAAAAUUGACCUGAAAAAGCUUCUAUGUUCUAAAGUGAUCCAACUUGCAAAAUGACUAAAAUACAAAUCAAUGUCAUGCUCAAUAGGAACAUGUGGAUAAGGCCAAAAAUCCGUCCAGCUAUACAUCCUACUGCUGACCACAGAAGAAAAUAGACACACUAAAGAAUAAGAGAGUAAGAUCACAAAAAUACUUCCACAAGGUUCCUCCACAUCUUCCAGAAAUACAGAUGUUCUUCCAAUUUCUAACUGGACAGGACAAUCACAAACUUUGAGUUUCAAAUCUUCCUCAUGUUAUGUUUGCAGUGUCCUGACAAGGUGUAUUAUAAUAUUUACUUCUCAGCUUGUACCUCAACUAUCACAACUCUUUCAAAGGAGAUUUUAGCUUAUUAGUAAUAUAGGCAAUAACCGACCUUUCAUCAAAGGUCUUAGGAUCUAGGGAAGAAGAUGUGCAUUAAUACAACUGAUGCAUUAGUAUUUACAUUUUACCUAUGCUUUAGCCCAUAUUAUU